Ornithorhynchus anatinus (platypus) is the source of this 1079-nucleotide messenger RNA. It is a transcript of the gene C4H2orf81, whose product is annotated as chromosome 4 C2orf81 homolog. The transcript is spliced from 7 exons. NCBI's taxonomy places the organism in Eukaryota, Metazoa, Chordata, Mammalia, Monotremata, Ornithorhynchidae. The coding region runs from base 99 to 1079 and encodes 326 amino acids. The record is from RefSeq and is a predicted model, not a curated record.
GACCCGCCGCGCCUGCGCGUGGGCCCCUCCCCGCCGGCGGCGUCCGUUGCCAUGGGAACGGAGCGCGUCGACCGUCGUGACAGGAGCGGGGCGCGGCCAUGGCUCACGAAGGCUCGAGGCUUUCCCGGGACCGGGUGGGGCAGAGCCGCUCCCGGGCGGAGAAGGGGCGGCCUGCGGUGACAUCCCUGCCCCACGUGGACGUGGUCCCCGGCCGGCUGAGCGAAGCCGACUGGGUGGGGCUGGUGCAGAAGGAGGAGGGAGAGGAUGCCGUGGGCGACCUGUUGGCUCAACUGGUCCAGCGGGUCACCGAGGACGCCUUCCAGGUCUACCUGAGCCGGCAGUGCGUCCCCUUCACGGUGAGCCAGGCGCAGGAGGCCCUGCUCCAGAUGGUCGAGUGGCGCUUCCUGGCCCGGGACGAGGGGGAGACGGCGGUGGACGGCGGGGGGACGGCCGCCCUCGGCCCCGGCUGGGAAGAGGACGAAGAGCCGCGCACCUGUGCCACCGACGCCUGGGCCCAGGGCGCCGUGCCCGUCCUGGCUAGCCCCGGCACGCUCCCGCCGCGGGACCAGGAGUCCAGGAACGCCGACGGCACGACCCCGGAGACCCCGGACUCGCCCCCGGCUUCCCGGGGACCUCCCGAGACCCCCGGGAGCUCUCCCGCCUCGUCCGGGUCCGACUCCUCCCCCGGGCCCCGGACCCCGGGGGACCGCCCCUGGAUUUUGGGGGCCCCGCGCCGGCUGGACCCCGCCCGGCUGCCCCGCCACCUGCACCGCCCGCCGGCCGAGGUCCUGGACCCCGACCUCGGGCGGCGGGGACCGGACAGGGGCCCGGCGCGGCCCGGCUCCCCCAAGGCGGCCCCCUCCCGGCCCGGGGUCCCGAGGCCCGGCCCCGACGGCUCCGGCUCCAAGUGGCCGCGGGAGGUGGAGGAGCUGGCGGGGCCGCGGAGCCCCAGCGUGCUGCUGCACUCCGUGGAGCUGGCCGACGGCGUGGCCGUCCGGGACCCCAACACGGGCGCCAGCCCCUCGGCCCCUCGUGACGACGGGAUCCUCCCCCGCCGCCCCCUCCCGUCGCGUCAAUAA